UCUUAAACCAUAACAUCGUUCACAAAUCCUAUUAUGAAGUACUAGAUAGUUUGUCACAGGGACAACUUGCAAUUUUCAUGCUCCUUAGAUUGAAACCACAAAAAUGAAUCCAAAUGAGUCGCUUUGUUUGUAGAUUUGAGUUUGGAAUUCACAGAGUUGUAUGUAUAAUAACUAUAAAAAGAACAUUUCCUAACUUCAACGUCGAUGCAGUGCUGUGUGUGAGAGGAAAACAUGAGACUCGUGUUUCCGGUCAUUGUUCACCGGGUCACUUUAUUCUCGAAGAACAAACCUUUCUCAACCUGCCCAAGCAUUCUCCUGCCCAAUGACGCCGCCGACGCCGCUGCCAUCGCCGCCAUCCUCCUCCGCGCCACUGACGCUGACGCCGCCCUCGCCAACUCCCCCGUCACCCCCCGCCCAUCCCUCAUCGACGCCCUGCUCCGAGAUUCCUCGGCAGAACUCUCCGCCGGGCCCCUCCUCUCCCUGGCCCGUUGGGCUGGCCCUUCCCUUUCCUCCUCCCAGCUUGCCUCCUUCGUCGAUCUCCUCUCCCUUCGCCGCUCCUUCCACUCCGCCUGGUCCCUCCUCCUCCCCCACCCUCCCGGUCCUCACCUCAUCCCCUCCUUCUCCUCCCUCAUCCGCCGCUACUCCCGUGCAGCGAUGCCUCACGCUGCCUUCCGUACAUUCAAUUACUCUCUGCGAUCGACGGCCGACUCCGACGACCUCUUCCUCGUCCUCCUCGAUGCCCUCUGCAAAGAAGGCCAUGUCCGCUCUGCCUCUGAUCUCUUCACAGAUAAGAAGACAUCGUCCGUCGGCUGGGCACCUUCUGCUUCAUUCUAUAACGUCCUCCUCCACGGCUGGUUCCGCGCCCGCAAGCUCCGCAAGGCCGAACGCCUUUGGGAAGAGAUGCGCCGAGAUGACGUCCCACCCACUGUCGUCACUUACGGUACUCUCAUCGAAGGCCUCUGCCGCAUGCGCCGCCCCGAUCAAGCCCUCGUUCUCCUAGACGAGAUGAAACCCGCCUGCCUAGAGUCCAACCCUCUCCACGUCAACCCCAUCAUCGACUCCCUCGCUGAAGAUGGGAGAUUUAAGGACGCCUUGGGAUUUCUGGAGAAGUUCCCUCUCUACGGCAUUUCGCCGAACAUCUCGACGUAUAACUCCCUCGUCAAAGGAUUUUGCAAGCACGGUGAUCUGGUCGGCGCGAGCAACACCCUUAAAACGAUGAUCGGUAGGGAUGUUCUUCCGACCGCCACAACCUACAACUACUUUUUCAAGCAUUUCUCCAAGUCUGGUAAAAUCGAAGAAGGUAUGAAUCUCUACACUAAAAUGAUUCAGUCUGGGUAUGCGCCAGACCGGCUGACUUACCAGCUAUUGAUCAAGAUGUUGUGCGAGAAGCAGAGGUUGGAAUUGGCCGUGCAAUUGAUCAAAGAAAUGAAUAUGAAUGGCUUCGAAUCAGACCUCGCUACCAGUACUAUGCUUGUGCACUUGCUAUGCAGGUUGCGAAGAUACCAAGAGGCAUGUGAGGUGUUUGAGGAAAUGAUCAAGAGAGGUGUUGUUCCCCAGUACAUUACUUACCAUAGGCUUGUGAAAGAAUUGAAGAGAUUAGAGAUGGAUGAAUUGGUGAGGAAAGUGUCUGUUAUGAUGGAUUCAGUGCCGCACUCUACCAAGUUGCCUGGUUCUUUCCGGGAGAAAGAAGGGGAUGAGACCGUGAAACGGAGAAAGACUAUAAUGAAGAAGGCUCGAGCCAUGUCUGAUGUACUGAAGGAUCAGAAAGAUCCCGCAAAGCUCAGGAGCACAACAGAGAAUUCUGUGCAGAGUGCGAAGAAAUUGAUAGUGGAUAUCAGAAAAAGGGCAUCUGCAGUGCCAAAUGACUAGAUUUCUUUUUGUGGAUUGAGUGUUAGUGGGAGUUUGGUAUGAGAUUAGAUUGCAGAUAAUUAAUUCAAGCCUCAACCCACACUAGCAUUCGGAUGAAACGAUGAUUCUCAGGAGAGUGAACCAAUUUAAGAAUCCUUCUAGUUGUUUAUCAACAAGCUUUUAUAUAAGGCCUUUUUUGGCAACGAGGAUCAUGACGGUGAUAGGUGAUGGUGCUCUGUAAAGUUGUAGACAAUGGCUUGGCAGGAUACACAAUAGUGGUUGGAGAAGUGUUCAGAUUAGGAAAUCUUGCUGAGGUGCGGAGGCAGCCACGAAGGAAGAAGACAAAUAGAAUCAAUAAGAAAAAGAUUUCUGCAGGCUGGGUCAGGCAAACUUCCAUUAAAUUUUGUUUCCCAAAGUAUAUGACAAAUGACGAGAAGAGCACGUGAAUGAUGGUCAGCAGUCA
Messenger RNA from Dioscorea cayenensis subsp. rotundata (Guinea yam), 2311 nucleotides. Its product is annotated as pentatricopeptide repeat-containing protein At5g11310, mitochondrial. The record is from RefSeq and is a predicted model, not a curated record. Gene Ontology annotation, molecular function: protein binding. The coding region runs from base 232 to 1869 and encodes 545 amino acids. Lineage: Eukaryota; Viridiplantae; Streptophyta; Magnoliopsida; Dioscoreales; Dioscoreaceae. The transcript has 5 exons.